Synchytrium microbalum is the source of this 1137-nucleotide messenger RNA. RefSeq lists its product as uncharacterized. The record is from RefSeq and is a predicted model, not a curated record. Gene Ontology annotation, molecular function: protein serine/threonine phosphatase inhibitor activity. Lineage: Eukaryota; Fungi; Chytridiomycota; Chytridiomycetes; Synchytriales; Synchytriaceae. The transcript has 5 exons. Bases 1 to 1137 code for a protein of 378 amino acids.
AUGUCAUUGUCUGAGAUAGACGAAGUUGAGGUACAUUCGGUCGGGUCACCGCACCUCUCGCUCAGCCGUCAUAGCAGUGAUGGAAAUGUCUCCUCUUCUCAUAGCGUUUUUCCAGCUUCGACGCCGACAGAUGAAAUAUCCCAUGGAGAUUGGAGGUAUAUACCAGUAAAGGAAGUGAUGGAGAAACGAGAAGUCGUGACUGUCGACGCUCAGGACCGCGCCGAGGUGGCCUUUAAUUUGCUUGUCUCGUCUAAUAUUUCCUCGAUACCCAUUUACGAGGACAAAACCUCAAACCUCGUCGGCAUAUUGGAUUACGGCGACGUGCUGCAAUUCAUGCUAUCGGAACUAGAAGCUGUCACAAAGCCUGAAAAGAACAUAACUGUCUCUGAACUAUUACGACGGAGUAGACAAUCUGCUGCCCAUCUCUCCCUAUCCCCUUCGUCGUCCUCAAUAUCAUCAGCCGACCCACGGACCAGCAUAGUCAGCGUAGAAUCGCUAGACCAACGACGAGAAAAACCAUUAUACACCUUCUCGCCUGAUGCACCACUAAAAGACGUACUCGAGUUGUUUGGAAGAGGAGUGCAUAGAGCUGUAGUACAGGGCGGUGACAGAGUCGGGAUUGUGUCUCAGUCAACCGUCAUUCGAUGGAUAUUCUCCCAUAGUAAAUUUUAUCCUGAAUUGACCAAACUGAUUACAAGUACCGUCAAAGAGCUGGGUCUCGGAACACAAAAUGUCCUCACUGUAGGGUCAGAAGUUCCUGUAAUUGAUGCUCUCAAGAUGAUGGUCAAAUUGUCUGUAUCGUCAUUGGGUAUAGUCGACAAGACCGGUGUUUUACUAUCUAAUUUGUCAUUGGCUGAUGUCAAAUGGGCUAUUCAAUCUCCAUCACCUCAAUUCUUGUAUGACUCUGUAAUGCACUUUAGAGGUCAAGUGGACCAGCAGUCAGGAAUACAGGACGGUAGAGACAGUGCUCCCGUUUUCGAUAUCACAGAAUCAACCACACUUGGUUAUGCGAUGAGUAAAGUAAUUGCCACUAAAACGCAUAGAGUAUGGGUAACCGAAAGUCACAGACCUAAAACCGUCAUAUCACUAACCGACAUGAUCAAACUGGUCGCAUCUCUGGAGUCCGCAACCGAUUAA